AUGCAUUCGACCAUGACGUCGGAAGGGAAGGACGAGAUGCGGAAGAACGCAAGCCGAGAGGCGCACAACCGACGACAGGCGGCGGUGUUCGACUCAAAGGUGGCGUUCUUUUCUUCGCCGCAGGCGACUCCAAAAGAGCAAUUUCCGUCGUUGCGGCGCAUUGCGGAGGCGUGCCGCCCUAGCGCGGAGGGGGCCCCGCGGGUGGUGGACGCCGGGUGCGGGACCGGGGCCCUGGUCUCUUUCCUGAAGGAAGCCGGCGUGAAGGAGAGGGACGUUACAGGGGUAGACGUGUCUCCGGAGAUGGGCACCGUCUUCAAGGACCGGUUCCCGGAAUCGGAGAUCAUCACCGCCGAGUUCGUUAACUACGCUGACGAGUUCGUAUCUCUUCGGGAACGGCUGUCCGCCGUCGCCGCUGCCGGCGACGGCGCCGCCGCGGCUAAGGCCGGCGAAGCGGGCGGAGAAGGCGCCAAGGGUGCAGCGAAGGCGGCCGACGAGGAAGAGGAGGCCGGAGGCGUGGGGACGGUGGUGUUCAACGCGGUGUUCGGCAACCUUUGGGACCAGGGAGCGGCGCUUGAGCGAGCCGCGAACAUUCUUGAGGAAGGGGGAAAGGUCGUGAUAUCUCACCCGCUGGGGCGGGACUUUGUGAGCCGACUCAAGGCUGUCGACGACACGGUUGUUCCGCACGAGCUGCCGGAGCGAGACGCUCUGGAACGCUUGGUGCAGUUCCUGCCCUUGGUGAUCGAUUCGUUCGAGUCCGGGCCGGAGCUCUACCUCGCCGUACUGAGGAAGACGCCGCACAGGGCGUCGGGGAGGGUGCGGUACCUGAGAGGGACGGUAUCCACGGGGUACGGGCGUGGCAGCAAGAAGCUAGGAGUGCCGACGGCGAACCUACCCGAGUCCCAGUUCGCGGAGAACCUCCGGACUCUGCCCACUGGUGUGUACUUCGGCUGGGCCGCUCUCGAGGGUGCCGCGAACAAAGAGGGAGAAGGAGGUAAGGGCGAUGCGAGCGGCGGCGGUGGCGACGGCGGGGAGGGUCUUUGGAAGUGCGUUGCCAACGUCGGGUACUCACCGACCUUCGCCGGCCAGGAGAACGCGGAGAAGAUUGUGGAGGGCCACCUCAUCGGAUACGAAGGCGAGGAUUUCUACGGCAGGACCAUGAGGAUGUUGCUGGCGGGUUUCCAGCGGAGAGAAAAGAAGUUCGCGUCGUUCCCGGAACUGGUCGCCACCAUCAACAAGGAUGUCGGGGACGCGGCGAUGGCCCUGGAUGAGCCUCGGUUCUCCGCUUUCAAGGCGGAUGCGUUCUUCUCUGGAAUGCCGGCGGGGGCCGGGGAUCGGAGGACGACCGCGGAGGCGUGGUCCACGCGAGACUUUGAGGCGGCGAUGGAGGAAGCCGCCCGAGAAGCGGCCAAGUGAACAGGAGUGCUCUGCUGUAGGAGGGGAAGCGGCCGUUUUACUCCUCACGCCCCGCUCGCUUCCAGCACACGAAACUCACCCUCACAUAGCGUACUUCUUGUUGGCAACAGCAAAAGCAGCAACAUUGUAGCGUAGCGUUUGUACAUCUUCGGUUGUGACGCUGCCGGCCUUCUGUGAAGCCGUGUGUGUUUUACCUCUGUUUUUUUUUAUGUGAAUGUACGUCUUGGUUGCUGCAAUGCUUUAUAGAGUGUUCCAUUUUUGGGUUGAAAACUUCGGAUAGAGACGGGAAUGUGAUUCACAAUUC
Ectocarpus siliculosus is the source of this 1717-nucleotide messenger RNA. The record is from the annotation of a GenBank genome assembly. NCBI's taxonomy places the organism in Eukaryota, Phaeophyceae, Ectocarpales, Ectocarpaceae.